AUGUCCUACAACGGGAUUGGUCUUCAGACACCCCGAGGUUCAGGAACCUCGGGUCACGUGGAAACGAACUUGGCAUCAAGGAAGUCCCCAAAGCACUCGGGUUCUUAUCAGAAACGAGUGGCCGAUGCAAAGAAGAAGGAAAUGUACGAACGUAAUCUAGCCGAUAGGUUAGCUAGGAAGGACGUUUCAGAGGACAUACAAAAGCACAAUAUAAAGAGAGAAAUCGAAGUUAAAUGUAUGGAAUUGCGAGAAAAGCUUGAAGAUGACGACGUGGACGAUCAAGAAAUAGAAAAGCAAAUCAAAGCACUCCGAGAGUCCUUAAAAAGCCAAACCAAUGGAAGGAAUCCGGCAGGUCAUGGAAAUGAGAGUCCAUCGGGAACUCAGAAAGAAGAAAACUUUUCUUAUGGGUACAAGGCACGAUAUAGUAAUCGAAGUGAUAGAAUUCAACGUGAUUGA
Lizanozyma spartinae is the source of this 456-nucleotide messenger RNA. Its product is annotated as U2-type spliceosomal complex subunit. The record is from RefSeq and is a predicted model, not a curated record. The transcript has a single exon. Bases 1 to 456 code for a protein of 151 amino acids. NCBI's taxonomy places the organism in Eukaryota, Fungi, Ascomycota, Pichiomycetes, Serinales, Debaryomycetaceae.